This is a messenger RNA of Neohortaea acidophila, 1350 nucleotides long. Its product is annotated as 2-methylcitrate dehydratase. Lineage: Eukaryota; Fungi; Ascomycota; Dothideomycetes; Mycosphaerellales; Teratosphaeriaceae. Gene Ontology annotation, molecular function: lyase activity. The record is from RefSeq and is a predicted model, not a curated record. The transcript has a single exon. Bases 1 to 1350 code for a protein of 449 amino acids.
AUGGCCACUCAAGCUUUAGCAUCUUGGGCAAUCAGCCUGAAUGCCUCAGCUAUCCCGCCGUCUGUCAAGAGCGCGGCAAUCCGUUCGCUCUACAACUACAUCGGGUGCACCAUCGGAGGGAGCAAGCACCCGACCGUGACCAAAGCUCACGAAGCAUUGUCGCCCUUCUUCGGUCGCGAGACAUCGUCCCUUCUCGGCCAUCAAGGAAAGUCACGAACGGAUGCGCAGCAUGCAGCGCUCCUCAACGGCAUAGCUUCUCACGUCCACGAUUACGACGACACGCAUCUGGCCACCAUCAUCCAUCCCACAGGCCCCAUCGCGUCCGCCGUGUUGGCCUAUGCCGAGUACCAAGGCGGCGUCUCCGGCGAAAGCAUUCUCUGCGCCCUGGUCGCCGGUAUCGAGACCAGCUGCAAGAUUGGCCUGGCUGUCUGGCCCGAGCAUUACGACAUCGGCUGGCACAUCACCUCGACCACCGGUAGUGUUGGUGCAGCCGUUGCUGUAGGCAAGCUGAUGAAUCUCUCCCAAGACCAAAUGCAACAAGCUAUUGGCACGGCCGCAGUGCAGGUGGUGGGGCUACGAGAGAUGUUCGGCAGUGACACCAAGUCUUUCCAUCCUGGUCGAGCGGCCCAGAGCGGGUUUCUGGCUGCACUUCUGGCCGAGAAGGGCUACACAAGCUCAGACAAGGCUUUGGAGGCGAAGCGAGGCUGGGCAAAUGUAGUUGCUGGUGGUGGAACCCCCAAACUGGACCAUUAUGUCUCCGAGCUUGGCCAUAAAUGGGAGAUUGAGGCAAACGCUUUCAAGCCCUUCCCCUGCGGCAUCGUGUGUCAUCCCGCCAUCGACGGCUGUAUUCAGCUCCACAAGGACAUGACAGACGGAGGCCGCAAGGCGCAAGACAUUCGAAAGGUGGAAGCCCGAGUGCAUCCAUUGGUCAUUGAAUUGACUUCGAAGCGCACGCCGAAAGACGGCCUUGAGGGAAAGUUCUCUGUAUUUCAUGGGGGUGCGGUCGGCUUGCUAUGUGGCAAAGCCGGUCCAGCGGAGUACGAUGACAAAGUCGUGACAGACUCGCGGGUGAUAGAACUGCGGGAUAAGAUCGACGCAACCUCCGACGAGAGCUUAGGUGCAGAUGAGACGUACCUGACGGUACACUUAGCGGACGGGAGCAAGAUCGAGAAGCAUGUCAAGCAUGCUGUUGGCUCCUUGGAAGUACCGAUGACCGACAACCAGCUGACCGAGAAGUUUGUUGACCAGGCUGCACUCGUUCUUGGUCCGAACGGCGCAAGAGCAGCAAGCGAUGCUGCUUGGCGGAUUGGUGAGGCUGACGACGUUGCGUCGGUAUUACGUGCGUUGUAG